UUAUUGUGUGUUCGGGACAGUGCAUGUGAGCCACGGUGUAGCUAACUUUAUACGGAUGUUAACUCUAAGACAACAUGAAGAAAAAAUACGAGUUUUGGGAGAAGUUGAGUUUGAAGUGUGUGUUGAUCGGAGACACCGGAGUAGGAAAGAGUAGCCUGGCCGCCCGAGUCUCUAAUAGGUCCUUCAAAACCGACUACAUUCCAACUCUGUUUGAUAACUUCGCCGCCACUGUGACCGUCGACAACAAGCCGUAUCACCUGAGUCUGUUCGACACAGCUGGCAAGGAGGAUUUUAACAAGCUUCGGGUGCUUUCAUACAUCAACAGUGACGUGUUCUUGAUCUGUUUCUCCGUAAACAAUCCGGAGUCCCUGGAGAAUGCGGAGACGUGCUGGGUACCAGAACUCCGUCAGUACAUGCCGGAUACACCGUUCGUACUUGUGGGUACACAGACGGAUAUCCGGGCCAAGAAACCCAACACCCGGGAUCAGGUUGUACGAAGUUCUGUGAUAUCUGCUAAGCAGGCUUCAGAGGUUGCUAACCGCAUGGGCGCCAUUAGUUACGUGGAGUGCUCCGCCAUGACAGGAGAGGGUAUCGAAGACCUAGCAGGGGAGAUAAUCACAGGCGCCCGCCGUACUUGGGAGACGAAGUGUACGAGGAAGACAAAGUGUUGCAACUGUCAGAUCUUGUGACGAGAGAUUUACUUUGGGACUCUCUAUUUCCAAAGGUUGUGAACCAAUGUUCGGCAGGACUACCGAGUCCACGACGAUUGUCUUUCCUCGUCACAUUCACAAGAGUUGACGUGCCUGCAUGCGACACUCGCAUUCGUUUUGGAUAGAUUCCAAAUACAAUGUUGUGGUCAGUGUGUUUCAGCGUUCUCGAGAACGACCACACUCUACAAAACCUCAUGUUUUGUUAUAGUACGAUGGAAAUUCGGCCAGGACAGUGCUGUCUGCUGGACAUAAUGUCGAUACUAGACUAUGUCAGGUCACGUGAUAUCAAAUUUGAAUGACGCAAUGUUGCUUGUAAAAGGUCAAUAUGCUCAUGUUGCAAAACCGACAAAGGACACGCUCAGUGUAUAUUACCAGAACUAGACAUGGUGAGUGUGCAGUACCGAACGAGACAGAUCGGUAUACCAGAAACAUGGUCAGUGUGCAGUACCGAACGAGACAGAUCGGUAUACCAGAACUAGACAUGGUCAGUGUGCAGUACUAAAACUAGACAUACGCUAUGUGCAGUUCCAGCAAUAGACAUGCCCAGUGUACCAGAACUAGACUCUUGCACAAUGUGAAGGACCGAAACGUGUAUCAGAACUUGACAUGCGCAUUGGGCAGUACCAGAACUGGGCAGUACCAGAACCAGAACUGGGCAGUACCAGAACUAGACAGCUCAGUAAACCAGAAAUUGACAUGCUCAGUGUGAAGUACCAGAACUAGACAUACGCUAUGUGCAGUUCCAACAGCAGACAUGCUCAGUGAACCAGAAUUAGACUUACGCUGUGUGCAUUACCAGAUGUAGACAUGCGAUGUGUGUAUUGUACCGGAGUUAGAUAUGCGCAGUGUAUAGCACCCAAAUUAGACUAAAUAAACAAAGGUUGUAUAAUUGACAACUUCCCAAUAAUGGGAAUUACUGAUAUUAUACUAUGUGUAAGCUUGACAGCAUUGAUAAAAGUCUUUGUAGUUUAGCGAUUUAAUUAUAGAAGAAUAUAUAUUCAUUUUUAAUAUUAAUUAAGUUUUAUUUUUAUUUUUCAUUGCUUUUCAAGGGUCGUGUUCCAACUGAAAUAUCGUCAUUGAAAUUCACAGAACCGUUUCGUUAACAGUACAUAUACACACAGGCUAUAUAGAACAACACUGUAUUGUCAUCACUGUUGUGCGACGCAUUUUAUUAGCUUAUCCCCGUUUUGCCGGAAGAACAGUUCCUGAGAUCAAAAAUAACAUAUCUUGUGGUUAGUUUAAACACGAAGUGUGACCAAACUUUUUCUAGUUUGAUGACUGUAUUUAAUCACCUCUAUUCAAUAAAAGUAUGAAAGUUUG
This is a messenger RNA of Mizuhopecten yessoensis (Yesso scallop), 2030 nucleotides long. RefSeq names its product cell division control protein 42 homolog. Lineage: Eukaryota; Metazoa; Mollusca; Bivalvia; Pectinida; Pectinidae. The transcript is spliced from 4 exons. Gene Ontology annotation, biological process: small GTPase-mediated signal transduction. The coding region runs from base 75 to 689 and encodes 204 amino acids. The record is from RefSeq and is a predicted model, not a curated record. Gene Ontology annotation, molecular function: GTP binding; GTPase activity.